AUGCGCAUCAACAAAGGAUUGCUUGCACACGCAAUCUUGCCAGCAUGGCUUAUUACCGUAUCCGCCGAGUCACAUCCUAAUCAAUAUGCAGGAGGCUGCGCCCUCGUAUCAAAAAAGAUUUAUUGCUAUGGCGGCACGAGUACAGCUACCGGCUUUUUCGAGUACCAGCCAAAUGCCAACUUUUAUUCCCUCGAUGUCACGGGACCUGUGCGAAGAGUUGAAAAUGCGACAUCCUGGCAACGAGUAACAGCUGUGGGUGAUACUCGCCCUACCGUCAACAUGUGGUUUGGGAUGGCUGCUCUUCCAGAUCAAGAUACUUUUGUGAUGACAGGCGGGGUUGGCUAUGCAAACGGGAACGCUUUGGGUAACCCAGCAUUGAUGUAUAACACAACCAGCAGUUCAUGGUCUGCUAUCACCUCGCAGCCAUUUGAGCAAACGCAAAUGAACACGCUAGUGGCUGAUGUACAAAGAAAAGAUCGCUAUUUCAUCUACGGCGGUAGAAGAGACCAUGAUACCGGAUACACCAAUGUCAGCGAAUCUGAGACAUACGUUACGAUACCCAAAUUCCUUUCCACGAAUGACCUUCAAUGGUCGGUUGCCACUGAACAAGUCGUAAGUGGACGUAUUCGACAUGCUGGUGUUCAAGGAAAAGAUGGUCGAUUUUACUUUUUCGGUGGCGAGUAUUCAAGCUCGCAAUACAAUGAGACAACGAAUUACACCAGCUAUGGCCUAACAGAAGUCGACAUGUCCCAAGUUCUCAUUUACGAUGAAACUAAAGGCUGGGAGGCCGUGCAAACGACAUCAGGUUCAGUUCCCAGCCAACGAUGGCACCCAACAGCAACCUUGUUGAGCAAUGGAAACAUCCUUGUAUAUGGUGGUGCUCAAACUGCUGUGAGAGUGGGGGACAACAAUUACUACCAUCUUGAACCUGUGGAUGAUACGGCAUACGUUCUCAACACCGAUACGAUGACAUGGUCUGAUAUCUCGUCAGCUAUUCAACCAAAAGAAGGCGGUGACCCUCUUGAUAAACAGCAAUAUCGUCGUUACGGCCAUUCAGCUGUGCUGGUUGGCGAUGAUAGUCUUUUCAUUAUGUUUGGCAAAUCUACCAACGGCAGUUUUGCUGAUGGCUUUUUGAUAUUGAACACCACAAGUUGGGUAAUCUCUGAUUACUAUCCUGGAUUGAAUGCUGCUGCUGGUAGCUCAGACGGCACCGACACCGAUGACGAUGAUGAUGAUGAUGCUGCCACAGGGGGUGAUGGUGGUGGUGGAUUAAGUGGUGGAGCCAUUGCCGGUGUUGUGGUUGGCGUCGUUGUUGGCGUUGGGUUGAUUGCUGGUGCUGUUGCCUUUUUAUUCAUCCGUCGACGUCGCGAUUCUGGCCAACCUGGAGAAUCAGCCAAAGAAGCACCGCUUUCAGAAUGGAAAGAUAGCCAUCAUGAUAACAAUGGUAAUAACUCAUUAUCUGAUGACAACUCUUUAAAAGGAGGCCUUGCUGCUACAUCACCGGGUUCUCCCGCUCCUCCAUAUUCCCCGGUGACUACCAAACCUGAUAGCGUACCACGGCUUACAUUGGCUCCCGUGAAACCUGAUGGUGCUUAA
Molecule: messenger RNA, 1596 nt
Organism: Lichtheimia ornata
Lineage: Eukaryota; Fungi; Mucoromycota; Mucoromycetes; Mucorales; Lichtheimiaceae
Exons: 10
Coding region: 1-1596 (531 amino acids)
Molecular function (GO): protein binding
Source: RefSeq, a predicted model, not a curated record